Eremothecium gossypii ATCC 10895 is the source of this 1164-nucleotide messenger RNA. It is a transcript of the gene MCY1, whose product is annotated as putative cysteine synthase. The record is from RefSeq and is marked provisional. Bases 1 to 1164 code for a protein of 387 amino acids. The transcript has a single exon. Gene Ontology annotation, cellular component: cytoplasm. Gene Ontology annotation, molecular function: cysteine synthase activity. NCBI's taxonomy places the organism in Eukaryota, Fungi, Ascomycota, Saccharomycetes, Saccharomycetales, Saccharomycetaceae.
AUGUCGAAUCAGCAGGGCCUUGACUGGAGAACUGCUAUUACAGGUGUCUCCGUCAUUGUCUCUGUCGCAUCGCUCUUCUACGCUUACAAAACAUCUUCAAGAUUGACAGACCUUGCGCCACCGAAGAAUGGAGUCGAGGAGCUGAUUGGUAAUACACCGAUGGUGCUCUUGCCUUCGUUAUCCAAAUUCACAGGAUGCAAGAUUUAUGCUAAACUAGAACUUGCAAAUCCUGCAGGCAGUGCUAAGGACCGCGUAGCGUUGAAUAUCGUGCGUACCGCCGAAACGCAAGGCCUACUGACACGCGGGCACCGUGAUGUGGUAUUCGAGGGAACUAGCGGGUCGACUGGGAUUUCCAUUGCCACAAUUUGUAACGCUCUGGGCUAUCAGUCCCAUAUCUCGUUGCCUGACGAUACCUCGCCGGAGAAACUUGCUCUUUUGGAGUGCCUUGGCGCCCACGUCAAGAAGGUCAAGCCGGCAAGCAUAGUUGAUCCAGACCAGUACGUAAACGCUGCUAAGAAGGCGUGCAAGUUGCUAAAUGAAGAGGGCCAUGGAAAUAAGGGCAUAUUCGCGGACCAGUUCGAAAACGAAGCCAACUGGACUAUUCAUUACCAAAACACUGGACCUGAAAUUUACCAGCAGCUAGGUGGGCGGAUCAAUGCCUUCAUUGCUGGCUGCGGCACCGGUGGUACCAUUGGCGGGGUAUCGCGCUACUUGAAGGAGCGCCUGGGUGACAGUGUGCAUACGAUACUGGCUGACCCACAGGGAUCUGGGUUUUAUAAUCGGAUCAACUAUGGUGUAAUGUACGACCAUGUGGAAAAGGAGGGCUCCCGCCGUCGGCACCAAGUUGAUACAAUAGUCGAGGGUAUCGGCUUGAACCGCAUUACCCGCAACUUCAAAUGCUGCGAAGAAUAUAUUGACUCCUCCAUCCGUGUAACAGAUGAGCAGGCAAUUAAGAUGGCCAAGUAUCUCUGUGUAAACGAUGGACUGUUCAUUGGUAGUAGCACGGCAGUGAAUGCAGUGGCUGCUGUCCGUGUCGCCCAGGAGAUGCCUGCAGGGAGUACUCUGGUGCUCAUCGCCUGCGAUAGCGGCUCUAGGCACUUGAGUAAAUUUUGGAAAGAAGCGUCUGCUGUUAGAAACGAUAUACAGCUAUGUGACAUAGUAUAA